Messenger RNA from Gloeophyllum trabeum ATCC 11539, 1737 nucleotides. RefSeq lists its product as uncharacterized. Lineage: Eukaryota; Fungi; Basidiomycota; Agaricomycetes; Gloeophyllales; Gloeophyllaceae. The coding region runs from base 1 to 1737 and encodes 578 amino acids. The transcript is spliced from 3 exons. The record is from RefSeq and is a predicted model, not a curated record.
AUGGCAUCUAUCCUCCAGAGUCUGGCCCCUCGCAGUCGUAUGCGUGCAAGACAGCUCGUACUCCUCCUGGUCGGUAUUCUCGACCUCGACAAGCAGCUCGCCGUCGUGCAUGCCCUUGGUGCUGCGCAUGCGGAUCCGGCUCAUCUCCAGGUGGCUGAGGAGCAGCUCGGGCUCGGUCCCCAGGGUGUCAGAAAACUGAUGUAUGUUGAACAUGAGGCGGCUCAUCGUGGAGGACAUGACGACCAGCUGAACACUGCCGUCACCAGUUAUGAUGGAUCAUGGCGCGGCACGGUCACGGAUGAGGACUUAGAUCGCCACGUCGCCGAGCUCAUUCUGAAGGAGGCGAAGAAGAAAGCUGAACGAUAUGCGUCGGAGGGUGUGCGGGCUUACCUACCAGAAUCAAGCAACGUUCCGAGGGCCAAUAAACGCUUUCUGUCCUCCAUCAUUCGUAACACCGAUGAACAUAAUAAGACUAUUCUACGUGCACAAGCCCUCGCUGCACAAGAAAUCAAGGAACAGCGAGAAGAACAGGAAAGGAGGGAUCGCCGUGCGAGAGCGGAGGAAGCGGCGGAGGCGGAGCGACUGCGACGAGGAGGAGCAGGAUCCAGCCGCGACCAUCGGCGUGACAGGGAUAGGAAACGGCGGGACAGAAGCUGGGAGAGGCGGGAUGACGACCGUUACGAGUAUGACAGAGAGAGACGGAGAAGGUCUCAGAGGAGGCACAGACAUGAGGACGACGAUCGCUCUCACCGCCAUCGCUCUUCGAGACACAAACGGGAUCGGUCCCGCUCGUACUCUACGGAAAGGAAGGAGGAGAGGCGCACUCGGGAUUACCGUAAGUCGUACUCUAGCGAGGAUGACGAGGAGUCCUCGAGACGCCGACGGGACAGGAAGCGUGCUCGGUCGCGAAGUCGUUCUGAUUCUGAGGACUCUUGGGAUAGCCGGGAGAAGGGAAGAGAUCGGAGUCGACGGUAUAGGAGUCCCGAGGAUGAUGGCAAGUAUCGCGCGAGCUCCCGGAAGUCUCGCAGCGCUGCUGGCUCGCGGUCAAGCUCAAGGGAGGGAUAUCGAUCGGCCCCAGUAUUGGAUCAUCAGGACAGUUUAGCUCGCCAUGGAAGCGGCGUUCGUGACGAACAUUCUACACAUUCUACACAUUCACCGCGACUUCCGACUACAGACCCAGACAGAGAGGCCGAGCUACGCUCGAAGUUGAAAGGGAAGAGAAAGGCUGAGGACAACGAUUUUUCUGACAGGGAAUCUCGAUACUCUUCCAAAUCGACCGGCAAGGGUAAAGCAAGGGAUAAAGAAACGCUCAUCGAACCUUCCAAGAAGUCUACCUCUCGCAGGAGCCGUCCCAGGAGCCCCUCUUCUUCACCUCCGCCCGUCCCGCCACCUCCUCCAAUCGAGUCCAAGAUGGACAAAUACUUUGAGGCAUCCUAUGACCCAAGGCUGGACGUUGCGCCCCUCAAGGUGCCGGAGAUACCAGCCACGGGCCUUAUCGAUGAUGCUGCUUUCGAAGGCUGGGAUGCUAUGUUACGGCUCAUCGAACUACGAAGGCAGGACAAGGCCGAGAAGAAGUGGCUGGAGAAGCAUGGAAUCAAAGAUUCCAGUAAGGACAAGAAGGGAAUCUCGACCGGCGUCAGCGAACGAUGGGAUUCAGGCCCCAGCGUCAUGGACAUCGAAUACAAGAAACGGGGUUCCGUGCGAGAAUGGGAUCUGUGCAAGGAGACUCCUACAUGA